Messenger RNA from Salmo salar (Atlantic salmon), 3368 nucleotides. RefSeq names its product cadherin repeat domain-containing protein. Gene Ontology annotation, molecular function: calcium ion binding. The record is from RefSeq and is a predicted model, not a curated record. Gene Ontology annotation, cellular component: plasma membrane. Gene Ontology annotation, biological process: homophilic cell-cell adhesion. NCBI's taxonomy places the organism in Eukaryota, Metazoa, Chordata, Actinopteri, Salmoniformes, Salmonidae.
GGUUUAUUUGAAUGUAAUUUAUUGUAGUUUUCAUUGAUAUACUCUAAGUGUCGCUGUUCACUAUAUAUUGGCCGACAGGCACAUCUCUCCCCCAGUCCACGCAUAGAAAAGGAGGAGAUGUAGGCCUUCUUUGGUCAGCGUGACAAACCAUCGUCUCCAUUAGACAGAGGCUUAGCGUGUAUCGUCGGCUAUUCCACACCUUAACGCAGCAAAUGUUUCAUUUUGAGGGCUGAACAAUAUCUUUACCACGAUUUUUAGUUGGACUACUUGGGUCAUUUGAGAAGAUGGAGUACAUCGGAUUAUCAUUGUCUGUUUCGACGUUCCGUCUGGUUUUCCUUGUUUUUAUGGUGCGACAGAGCCAUGGAGAUAUGAGCUAUUCUAUUCCAGAGGAGAUGAAACGCGGAUCUGUGAUCGGGAAUAUAGCCAAGGACCUCGGUCUGGAUGCGAGAAGAUUUUCAUCUCGCAAGGCUCGUUUGGAUAUGGAUGGUAGUCGUCAAGGUUACUGUGACAUUAAUGUGAAUACUGGAGAAUUAAUUGUGGCUGAAACAAUAGACAGGGAGGAGCUGUGUGGACCGAAGGUUUCUUGUUCUUUAAAAUACGAGCUUGUGCUGGAGAAACCUCUGGAAUUACAUCGUAUUAAUGUGCAAGUCCAAGAUAUAAAUGAUAACUCCCCAACAUUUUCAAACACUCAAAUUAAUUUAGAAAUCCGUGAGUCUGCCGUUAGAGGAACACGUUUCCUUCUUAGCGAAGCCCAUGAUGCGGAUAUAGGACAUAAUGCAGUUCAAAAAUAUUCACUCGAAAAAAACGACUAUUUUGUUUUAGGUGUUCAUACAAACCCAGAUGGUGGGAAAUACGGUGAGUUAGUUGUAGAGAAGGAAUUAGAUCGAGAACAAAAGCAGGAAGUGACAUUGUUACUUACUGCGGUUGAUGGUGGGACUCCACAGAGAUCUGGUACUGCAGUUAUACACAUCACUGUGUUGGAUGCUAACGAUAAUAUUCCAGUGUUUACUCAGAACGUAUAUAAGAUCAGCCUACCUGAGAAUUCUCCAUUAGGUACCGUAGUAAGUACAGUGACUGCUAUUGAUGCAGACGAGGGACCUAAUGGCGAUGUGACCUAUGAACUCGGUCGUAUCAGUAACAAAGCAGGGAAGCUGUUUUUGAUUAACAAGACAACCGGAGAAAUAAAAGUGAUCGGCCCUAUUGAUUUCGAAGAGGAAACAUAUUAUGAAAUGAGCGUGCAGGCAAAAGAUGGUUUAGGGUCAGCCUCAAACUGUAAAGUUAUUAUAGAAAUCACAGAUGUGAAUGAUAAUGCACCAAUAUUAUUGAUCAAAUCUCUGACCAAUCCAAUUCCCGAGAAUGUGUUACCUGGCACAGAGGUGGGCAUCAUUAAUGUACAGGAUAAAGACUCUGGGGGGAAUAGACAGGUCCGCUGCUCCAUUCAACAAAAUGUUCCUUUCAAAUUAAACCCCUCAAUCAAAAACUACUAUUCUCUGGUAACAACUAGUGAACUAGACCGUGAGAUAAUAUCAGAUUAUAACAUAACUAUCACUGCCACUGACGAGGGGUCUCCACCUUUAUCCUCCUCAAAGACUAUUCAUUUAUCUGUAUCAGACGUGAAUGACAACCCACCUGUGUUUGAAGAACAAUCCUACAGUUCCUAUGUGACUGAAAACAACAAGCCUGGCUCCUCUAUGUGUUCUGUUACUGCCAGAGACCCAGACUGGAGACAGAACGGUACGGUGGUCUAUUCUCUAUUGCCCAGUGAUGUCAACGGUGUUCCGGUGUCCUCAUUUCUAUCCAUUAACGGAGACACGGGGGUGAUCCAUGCUGUGAGACCAUUUGAUUAUGAGCAGUUUAGGAGCUUCAGAGUCCACGUUGUAGCCAGAGACAAUGGUUCUCCUCCACUCAGCAGUAACGUGACAGUGAGUGUCUUCAUAACAGAUGAGAAUGAUAACUCUCCCCAGAUAUUAUACCCUGCGCCAGCAGGGAACUCCUUGAUGACUGAGAUGGUCCCCAAAGCUGCUCUGGCGGGGUCCCUGGUUUCCAAGGUGAUCGCUGUGGAUGCUGACUCUGGACAGAACGCGUGGCUUUCAUAUCAGAUCGUGAAAUCGACUGAUCCGGGACUUUUCACUAUUGGUCUCCACAGUGGAGAGAUCAGGGCACAGCGCGACAUUUCUGAAUCUGACAGUAUGAAGCAGAACCUUGUUAUAUCAGUGAAAGAUAACGGACAGCCCUCUCUCUCUACAACCUGUGAUGUGUAUUUACUCAUAUCAGACAACUUGGCUGAAGUUCCUGAACUGAAAGACAUGGCUUAUGAGGAUAGUUCCAAACUAACUUCCUAUUUGAUCAUCGCACUGGUCUCUGUCUCCACCUUUUUCCUGACUUUCAUUAUUCUCAUCCUGGCCGUGAGGUUCUGCCGCAGUAGAAAGCCUAGAAUGUUGUUUGAUGGAGCAGUCGCCAUUCCCAGCGCGUAUUUCCCUCCCAACUAUGCAGAGGUGGAUGGAGCUGGAACUCUGCGCAGUUCUUACAAUUAUGACGCAUACCUGACAACGGGCUCACGCACCAGUGACUUCAAGUUUGUCAGAUCUUACAAUGACAGCACGCUGCCUGCUGACCAGACACUGAAGAGGAGUCAAAUCGAGUGUUUGGGAGAAAGUAUAUUCACUCCUAACUUCGCGGAGAAUACUGAGGUGAGAUUAGAAUCCUAUUUUUACUAUUGAUUGACCUUUUAUGUUAACACAUGUAUUGAGAUGACCACAAGUCUGUCAAAUGUUUGAAUGUGAUCACUGUGUUGUUGGCUUAUCAGACAUUGCGACGUUUUUAAAUUGACUGAAUUCAGGAGGCGUCACUGGUAAUACGUGUAUUCCAAGCAGAAUAAACCGGCUACAUCGCUCCUACAUUUUUUUUGCGAGGGAUUAAACAAUCAUUUUACUGAAGUGUCUUAUGCCAGAGCAUGGUGCCAUAUCUACAGACUUAUUUGAUGACUUUCUAAUGCAGGAUGCGCGUUUACAAGGUUGAAGUGCUCCGUUUUUUUUUUAACGCAGAAUAAGCUACUAUGUCAUCUAUUUGAAGUGCUCGGUCUGUAAUUAUAUAGGCCUAUGCUAGGUGAAAUAGCCUGCUGCUACUUUAAGUGAACAUAUUUAUGACGUUUAUUGGAUUGCAAUUUGCAGCACUAAAUGAUUAACUCUCUAUGGUUGGCGCGAAAGAUACGUGCGCAAUAGCGUCGGUAAUGUUUCAGAACUGGACAGCGACCAUACUUUAAGGAUUUGGCAAUAGAGUAUCCGAGAUGAGGGUAACCUUUUCAGUCAUUGAAUAAUAUGCAAUGUAUAUAUUAUAUUAGUGUAUUAUUUCGGUUGUUUUGGGUGCAU